AUGUAAGGCAAAGUAUAUAGGCGGAAAAAAUAAGACGGAUUAAAUUUAGAAUAAAAUUAGUAGAGUAUAAAGAAUGAUAAAUAAAAGAUUAGGGUAGAGUAAAAGACAAAUUCUCCAAUUGGAGCAGAUAAAAAAUCCUUCGAUUUUAGUCCAAUUAGUUAGAGAACAUAAUAAGAUUAAGUUAAAUAAAAAGAAAUAGACCCCGCUUCACCCUAAAAGACAUUUAAGAAUUUCAGAAAUAGAACCGUUUCGACCGCUACAGACUUCAAAGUUUUUCAGCAAAGAAAUUCGAAUUAAAAUUAAUUAAUUAAGGAGCAGGCAUAGAUCAAAAAUACCGAACCAAUUAAUAUGAAUACUUAGCGUUCUUACUUUAAACAAACAGAAACAACCUUAAAGCAGAAACCAAUUUAAGUACCAUCUAAGCAAAAUUAAAGAACUCCAGUUUAAUAAUAAAAAGUUGAACAAAAAUCAUAUCCUCUAAAAACAUUGGAUAAAAAAAAAGACUUAUAAAUUGCUGCUAAUCCAACCUCUAAAAGAGAGGAUGUAAAAAAUUAGAAAAAAUAACAAGAAAACCCUAAAAUUUCAUUAACACCAAGGUUAGAGAUAUAAAAGGUAUCUAAUUCUCCACCCAAUAAAUUAAUUACAACUUUUAGAGGAAAAUCACCAAAUCAUGAUUAAAAUUAGUAAACUCAAAAACUAACAGCUUUCAUUGCUGUUAUUAGACCCAUCUUUAAAGAGGCUAAAUAUUAUAUAACUCCUGUUAUGCAUUUUUUAAGGGAGUAACACUUUCCUAAUACUACUCCCUACAAACUUUAAUUUUAAAUCGAAUUCUAAGAAUAAUAGCUUUAUUUUAGAUAAAAGUUUUGUGAUCAUUUUUUUUCUACUUUUUAAUAUUUGAAAUUAUGUUAAACUUUGUAAUAGAAAACAAUGGUAAAGCCAAUUUAAAUGGAUCCGCCAAAAUAGCCUAAAUCAAGCAAAAACUCUCCUAAAACUAUAAUAUUUGAUCUAGACGAGACUCUGAUACAUUGCAAUGAUAUUAAUCUUAAUCAAACCGAUCAUGAAGUUACUGUUUAGAUUCCUAAUGAGCCUGCUUAAUAAGUUCGAUUCAACAUAAGGCCAUAUUGUAUUGAAAUGUUAUAAUCUUUAUCUUAAUUUUAUGAGUUAAUUCUAUUUACUGCAUCUUUUCAACAAUAUGCAGAUAAAAUCUUAGAAUUUAUAGAUCCCAAGAAAAAUAUUUUUUCUUAUAGACUAUAUAGAGAUAAUUGUGUUACACUAGGAGACGGCCUUCUUGUAAAGGAUUUAAGAGUCUUAGCAGGCAGAAAGAUGGAGUCUAUGGCAUUAGUUGAUAAUUCAGCCUAUUGCUAUUUUUUACAGCCAGAUAAUGGAAUUCCAAUCAUUCCAUUUGAAGAUAAUAAGAAAGAUAAAGAACUUAUUUUUCUUACAGAUUAUUUGAUUAAAUGUGAGAAAUAUCCCAAUUGGCUUGAACACCAUAAGCAUCAUUUCAAAAAUUUCAUCCAUUUUCAAACUUUAACAAUUAAUGAAUGUUUAAGAAGAAUUAUUUGA
Messenger RNA from Paramecium tetraurelia, 1563 nucleotides. RefSeq lists its product as uncharacterized. Gene Ontology annotation, molecular function: phosphoprotein phosphatase activity. The record is from RefSeq and is a predicted model, not a curated record. Lineage: Eukaryota; Ciliophora; Oligohymenophorea; Peniculida; Parameciidae. The transcript is spliced from 4 exons.